Molecule: messenger RNA, 387 nt
Organism: Menidia menidia (Atlantic silverside)
Lineage: Eukaryota; Metazoa; Chordata; Actinopteri; Atheriniformes; Atherinopsidae
Source: the annotation of a GenBank genome assembly
AUGAUCUUGGCUCAUAACGACCGGUUUCUGGGAGCAUUUGGGAGCAAUUUUGCUCCCUCACAACAGUGGGCCGUGCAGACGGCUCUCAUGGUGCUUGUGUAUUCAGGAUUGUACGAUCUGCUCACCUCCCCCGACUGCCUGCCCGACCUGCUGCAGGGGGGCCUGCGGGAGCAGGGCGCCGGCGAGGCCUUCAUCCUGGCCUCCUUCACCCUGCAGCCCCGCACCGGCACCGCCGUGUUCGGGCUGCACAACCCCAGGGACAACAGCAAGUACUUCGAGUUCACCGUGAUGGGAAAACUCAACCGAGGUGAGAUGGGUCCUUUGAAAACCGUCUGGGGCUCAGGUGUAGAAGCUGAAUAUGACUAUGAGCACUGCUUUUAUUGCUAG